GUACCUUCCAUCACUCCCAAACCUCCCUUGCAGAAAAAGCGCGCAACAAAACAAAGUAACUAACUCCCAAACACUCUCUCUCUCUCUCUCUCUCUCUCCCUCCCUUGCACCAAACGAAGCGCACAAUCCAAGCCCGUGAAUUUCAACGCUCUCUCUCUCUCUCUCUCUCUCUCUCUCUCCAGAUUUUCUUCACUCUUUCUGUACAUGUAUCUAUGUUUCUAUGGACUCUGUUUCAGUUGGAAGAAUUCGGAUCCUGAAUUAAUUGCUCGAAUUUUCGAUUGGGACUUGUAGCAGUUGUCCGCAAUAAAUGAGGAUUUUAGAGAAAAUGGACAAAAAUUUUGAUCCGGAGGAAUUCAUAGAAGAAUUUGAGAGGAUGACAGAGGAUGCUGAACAAGUUCAGAGGGAGACCCUGAGGAAAAUAUUGGAAGAAGAUGGCAACACUGAGUACUUAAGGAAGUGUGGUCUCGAUGGAAGGACUGACCCUGAGAGUUUCAAGGCCUGUGUUCCCCUUGUCACCCACGAGGAUUUGGAUCCUUACAUUCAGAGAAUUGCAGAUGGAGAUGCGUCUCCCAUCCUCACUGGGAAACCAAUAACAGCCAUCUCGUUAAGCUCUGGUACCACUCAUGGAAAGCCAAAGUUCGUCCCUUUCAAUGAAAAAUUAUUGGAUAACACUAUGCAGAUAUACAAGACAUCUUUUUCGUUCAGAAACAGGGAAUUUCCAAUUGGGAGUGGUAAGGCCCUACAGUUUAUCUACAGCAGCAAACAGUUCAAAACCAAAGGUGGUCUCGCGGCAGGAACUGCAACAACAAAUGUGUACCGUAGUUUGCAUUACAAGAAUACAAUGAAGGCAAUGCAUACUCCAUAUUGUAGCCCUGACGAAGUAAUAUUUGGUCCUGACUUCCAGCAAUCUUUAUACUGCCAUCUUCUAAGUGGACUAAUUCACUGGGAUGAAGUCCUAGUUGUGUCCUCUACAUUUGCUCACAGCAUUGUACAUGCCUUCAGAACCUUUGAACUGGUCUGGGAAGAGCUCUGUACUGACAUCCGAGAAGGGGUUCUCAGCAGCCGCAUAACUGUUCCGUGUAUCCGAACGGCUAUGUCGAAACUGCUGAAGCCAAACCCUGAAUUGGCUGAUAGGAUCUAUAGAAAGUGCCUGGGAUUAAGUAAUUGGUAUGGAUUAAUACGAGAGCUAUUUCCUUAUUGCAAGUACGUGUAUGGGAUCAUGACUGGAUCAAUGGAACCUUAUUUGAAAAAGCUGAGGCACUAUGCAGGUGAAGUGCCACUAUUGAGCGCUGAUUAUGGGUCUUCUGAAGGGUGGAUUGGAGCAAAUGUGAACCCCAAAUUGCCGCCUGAAUUGGCAACUUUUGCCGUGCUUCCUAAUAUUGGGUUUUUUGAAUUUAUUCAUCGGAGGCAGAACCUUCCGGCUCAGAAGCGAGACGAAACUGAGUCCUUUCUUCAUGUGGAGCCCAAGCCAGUAGGUCUAAGCGAAGUCAAGAUGGGCGAAGAAUACGAGAUAGUCAUGACCAAUUCUGCAGGAUUGUACAGGUACAGAUUAGGCGACGUUGUCAAAGUUAUGGGCUUCCACAACUCCACUCCGGAACUCAAAUUCGUGUGCAGAAGCAAUCUUCUUCUUACCAUCAACAUCGACAAGAACACCGAGAAAGAUUUGCAGCUAGCCGCGGAAGCCGCAGCCAAGCUGCUAGCCGAAGAGAAAAUGGAAGUCAUCGACUUCACAAGCCAUGCAGACUUAUCGACCGAGCCGGGCCACUACGUUAUCUUCUGGGAGAUAAGCGGGGAAGCGAGCGAUGAGCUUUCGCAAGAAUGCUGCAACUGUUUGGACCGUUCAUUCCUCGACGCAGGUUAUGUCAGCUCGCGCAAAGUCAGCGCCAUUGGAGCCUUGGAGCUCCGAGUUGUUAGGAGAGGAACCUUCCAGAAGAUUCUGGACCACUAUGUGGGAUUGGGAGCCGCUGUCAGCCAGUUCAAGACGCCGCGGUGCGUGGGACAUGCUAACGGCUAUGUGUUGCGGAUCUUGUGUAGCAAUGUUGUGAAGAGCUACUCCAGUACAGCUUAUACUUGAAAUUUAUUCGUCUUUUUUUAUUUGGUAGGGAAAAGGGUGUCAAAUUAAUUCCUUGGAUUAUGAUUGGUUUCUGAUAAAUUAAUGCUUGAAAUGAUACACAUUCGAUAA
This is a messenger RNA of Diospyros lotus (date-plum), 2182 nucleotides long. Its product is annotated as jasmonoyl--L-amino acid synthetase JAR6-like. The record is from RefSeq and is a predicted model, not a curated record. NCBI's taxonomy places the organism in Eukaryota, Viridiplantae, Streptophyta, Magnoliopsida, Ericales, Ebenaceae. Gene Ontology annotation, molecular function: acid-amino acid ligase activity. Gene Ontology annotation, cellular component: cytoplasm.